GUGUUCUAUGGAUUUCCAAAGCAAGUGGAUGCUUUUGUGCGGUUUGUUAUAAGGUUGGACGGGCAUUCGUUUGUUGCGGUCACAGGGGAGAGAGAGAGAGAAAAGUAACAAUAAAAAAAACAAACGCAGAAAAGAAGAAUAACCAAGCAAAUGACCGGUUUAUCAUGUCCGAAACAAUAAUUAAAUUAUAGAACAAAAAAAAAAAAAAAUACUCAAAAAUAAAAAAUAUUCUUCCUCUUCGGUGAAAAUGACUAAAACCAAAAGAAAAUUCGGAAUAAUAUUUGCAAUAAUAUUUCUGUGGCAAAUCCAGUGUGCAUUGGCCGAUUGCGGUGAAUGGCAGUGGGAUUGUGAUGAUGGCAGCUGUAUAUCGGUGGAGAAACGAUGUGAUGGUCCAGUAGACUGCAGUGAUGGUUCCGAUGAAAUUGCCGAGAAUUGUAUACACUUUGCUCCUGAUUGUCCUUCGUAUAGUUUCACGUGCAGCUAUGGAGCAUGCGUUGCCGGCGUAGUGCGUUGCGACAAUACGACAGAGUGUGCCGAUCGAUCCGAUGAGUUUGCAUGCAAAAAUGAAGAUCCCCAACAUCAUCGCGGUACUUGUGGUCCCGAUCAAAUGCAAUGCCUGACUUCCAAAGAGUGCAUUAGUCGUGACGAUAUGUGUGAUGGCAUCAAAAACUGCAAGGAUGGCUCGGAUGAAAUUAUAGAAGUGUGUGCCGGCUACGAUUGUCAUAUUGGUUUUAAAUGUGGCUAUGGUGGUUGUGUUGCGGGCAAUGCAAAAUGCAAUAACGUCACGGAUUGCGUUGAUGGAUCCGACGAGGCCUGGGAACUGUGUAACACGCCAAGAAAACGCUCGUCUUUAACUUCCGGCAGUAGUACUUCCGCGCCAUCGUCGAAAGACAGUUCACAGUGUAGGAUACCAAUGGAGCUUAACGGUGUCACUGUGAGGAGACACAUUACUGGAAAUAAAACCAUUGGUCCGGGUGAUGUGGUGGAUGAAUUUGAAAUCGUUCACUUGGAAUGCACAACAAAUAACAGAAUGCAGUCUUUGGGCAGCCUGCUGUGUUUGGAUGGACAGUUUGUUGAUGAAUUUCCCAAGUGCAGAGUGGUUUGUGAUCCCCAACUUGUGACUGGACUCUCAACAAUUUACAAUGUGUUCACGCCGAGUGGCCACUUCGUGGAGCCGUCGCUUCUUAGGUAUGGUAUACCUGUCGGUAGCAUAGUUGAAAUCAAUUGUGCUUCCGGUUUCAAGCGAGACACCAGAUGGCAGACCGAAAUACUCUCAAAUCGACAAAACUUGACAUGUCUACCCAAUGGCACGUUUGACAAGGUACGCGAACCGUGUGUACAGGACUGCGGUCAUCCCCUGGUCAAUCUGUUUCCCCUGACCAAAGGUGGCAUUCAAACUGAUCCCAAUAAGGUUCCAUGGCAUGUCUCAAUAUAUCAGUACGUGAAUAAACAAUGGACCUUUAUUUGUGGUGGCUCAAUAAUCACACCACGAAUCGUUCUCUCGGCUGCGCACUGUUUUUGGGAUAAUAGAUCGAGGCGAUUGAUAAGCCAUACACAAUAUAAAUUUGUUGCUGGUAAAUAUCGAAGAGAGUUUAGUGCUCCCCAAUUGGGGGAAAUUCAAAUCAAAGAUGCUCAGCAGAUAACAGUAUCCGAAAAAUUUGAGGGCCUUCGCACUAGAAAUUUCGCCGAUAUUGCCGUUAUCAAAUUGGAGUCACCAUUCAUUUAUGGCGAGAAUGUAUCGUCUAUAUGCAUUAAACCAGCCAGUGGAACUAUCAGUGAUGUUGUCCCUUCGAAUAUUAGCGGCGUUGUAACCGGUUAUAAUGAGAUACAUAACAAUUUGGAACAAGUUACCAUGCGAUCGGAGGGAUAUCAUGAGUGUAUAGUACAUGAUUUGAUUGGUCAAACCCUAUCGGAGGAUAAGUUUUGUCUAUACAAUGGUCACAACGAUGGUAUUUGUCGUGGCGACAGCGGCGGUGGUUUUGUUCAGCAAGUGAGGAUACCAUUUCCGAAGGAAGAAGAUAUAUUCUUUUUAUUGGGCAUUAUCAGCUUUACGCCGGGCACGGAAAAUGAAUGCGCCCGCGAAGGUUAUGUGGCUGUGACAAAUGUGAAAUAUAUGCGACCCGAUUUAUACGCUACCUUCAAGAAGGAAACAGACGAGGAUCGAAGACUUUUUUAGAAUAGCAAUUUAAGUUUAGUUUAUAAAGUACAAAGGUGCAAUAACUGUUUUUUGAUUAUAAAUAAGGCUUGCCAUUAAUCAAACUGCUGAUGGAGAGAUCAUAUAAAUAAAAAAUAAAUAAAUAAGAA
This is a messenger RNA of Musca domestica (house fly), 2304 nucleotides long. RefSeq names its product modular serine protease. Lineage: Eukaryota; Metazoa; Arthropoda; Insecta; Diptera; Muscidae. Gene Ontology annotation, biological process: proteolysis. Bases 248 to 2176 code for a protein of 642 amino acids. The transcript has 6 exons. Gene Ontology annotation, molecular function: serine-type endopeptidase activity; protein binding. The record is from RefSeq and is a predicted model, not a curated record.